Messenger RNA from Eurytemora carolleeae, 4435 nucleotides. It is a transcript of the gene tn, whose product is annotated as RING finger protein nhl-1. The record is from RefSeq and is a predicted model, not a curated record. Lineage: Eukaryota; Metazoa; Arthropoda; Copepoda; Calanoida; Temoridae. The transcript has 6 exons. Gene Ontology annotation, molecular function: translation repressor activity; protein binding; metal ion binding. The coding region runs from base 165 to 4124 and encodes 1319 amino acids. Gene Ontology annotation, biological process: proteasome-mediated ubiquitin-dependent protein catabolic process; protein polyubiquitination; negative regulation of translation.
GCCAGGUUUUGAACCACGGAUAAGGACGGAUUUAGACGAUACAUGAUUCAGUUAAUAUUAAGCUUUAAGAAGUUAAAGGAUUAAAACAUAGGGGCUUAAACAAAGCCCUGUAAAGAAGUUUUCAAGCGGUAAAGAGCGGCCAACCGGCCGCUGCAGCUGGCAGUAUGGAGCAGUUUGACCAGCUGCUCACAUGCUGCAUCUGCUUGGACCGGUACAGGAACCCGAAGCUGCUGCCAUGCCAGCACUCCUACUGCCUGGACCCCUGUAUGGAGGGGUUGGUGGACUAUGUGAAGAGGCAGGUUAAAUGCCCCGAGUGUCGGGCAGAGCAUAGGAUCCCAUACAAUGGGAUCCAGGGGUUCCCAACAAACUACACACUAACUAAGUUUUUGGAACUCCAUGCUGAUAUUACAGGAGAACUACCGGAUCCUACAGCAGACCAGAUAAUGUCAAGAUGCGCUGUUUGUUCAGAAAAAGCAUAUGUUAACCCCUGCGCUCACUGUGAUAAGAAGGUCUGCGAUACCUGCAAGGACGCGCACUGUGAUAUCCUGAAACGAGAAAUAUCUAGAGUUAACAACCAGAUCAAGCGCGGGAUACACAGGAUCGAGGACGCGCUCUCCCAGGUGGAGAGAAACCAGACCCAGCUGAAGAAUAAUGCAGAUCAGGUUGUCGGAGAGAUAGAUGAAAUUCAUAGAAGAUUAUCAAAUGCAUUGAAGGAGAGAACAGAUUACCUCAAGGCGAGCGUAGACAAAUUUAUGGGAACUGAGAUGAGAAGUCUUAAAGAUCUCAAGGAUAAUCUAGAUUUGGAGACAACUAAUAUCCUCUCCAACUCUGAUCUAAUGGAGAAGAAUCUGGAUGAUGGAACAAAGUGGGAUGAUGUUGAGUUAAUGGACUGCAAGGAUAUAUUUCUCAAGAUGAUGGAUUGGAUCAGAAACUAUGAUACCAGCAGUGAUGAAUACAGUAGGAAAAUCAGGUUUACUUGCCAUGAUACAAUCAAUGAUCUUGCAAAGAAGAUUCUAGAAAUAGGAGAUCUAAGAAUGAUGGAAAAUAAACCGAAAGAAGACGACUUUGAAUCCAGAUCCUCAGGUCUUUCCCGCUCCAAGAGUGAUCACAGAUUAGUUUCCGAGUUCCGAAGACAAGAGGAAGGAAGUUCUCCUCCAAUGAGGAGAAGGUUUGGAGAAGCAAGAUACAGCAGGGAAGCGAAUAAGAGUAGAACCAACUUUGGCAGGUUCGGAGGAGAGGAAGAAGAAGACGACAGCACUGGAAGAUCCAGCAGGUUCAGAUCUAGAUUUCUCCGAGGGGAUGAUGAGGAUGAUGGAGACAGGAGAAAAUCCCUGCAUUUGGAGGACAAAGAGGAUUUAGUUGCUAAGAAGGAGAGAAAUAAGGUUAUUGACACAGAGGAUGCGUCUCGAGGUCCUCUCAGCGGUUGUAUUAGACUAGCAGACAGUUCUAGAGUCAUCCAGAGACUGAAGGAAAGAGAAAUGGAGUUGCUCCGACCUAAAAAGAAGGAUACUCCUCCUCCUGCUCCUAAACCUGUAUCUAGACCUGCUCCUCCUCCCACUCGACCUUCAGCUAGUACUGAUGAUGAUAUUGAUAGAAUAAAGAAGGAGAACAAGGCCAAGGAAGCAGCACAGACAUCAACAGAAACAACUACAGCUCCAUCUGCUACUCCAGUAGUUCCAGCUGCUCCGGUAGUUUCAACACCAGCAGCAGUAACUACACCUACAGCUGCUCCCAUACCAGCUGUGCGUAGACUGUCUGCUAAUCCUAUCCCAGCUGCUGCUCCUGAUGUUGCUCCUGUAAGACCGAGCAGAGCUCCAGCAACUACAACAACUACAGCCUCUACAGAAAGCUCUAAACCCAGCACUACUACAGCUAGGACAAACCAAACCAGUGUAUCAGGGAGCAGGUUUACCUCUAGGUCAGGAUCUCCUAACUCUAUUGUCAAUAGGUAUGCUCCACCCCAACCAGGAUAUACUGGGUUUGGUGCUGGUUCAGCUCCAACUGCCCAGGAAGAGAGUCCUGACUCUGAUUUCUCGUCUAGUGAUACAUCUAGCAGUUCCGACUCAGACUCUGAUGAAGAAGAGGAAGCAGCUGAUGCAGCUGAUGAUGGAUAUGAAUAUGAGUAUUAUGAUGAAGAAGAGACUGGUACUGCAGCAGCUAGUGCAGCUUCUACUGCUGCUGCAUCUGCUCCAAAGCCUACUCCUCCAAGCUCUAUUCUCAAGAAAGCGAAUGAUACCCCGUCUUAUGUAUCCUCAUAUGGAGCGAGUAAAACAGAUACUGGAAAUGCAUAUUCUUCCUCCUAUGGUGCAGGCUAUGGAGCCAGUACUCCAGCCAGCUCCAGCUAUACCUCUCAGUAUGGUUAUGGAGCAUCCUCCCAGCCGGAGGCUCCGUCUAGAAAUCAAUCUGCUUACUCAUCAUCAUACAGCAUGAGUGAUGAUCAACCAACAGGAAGAACACCGCGUUCUUACACUGGUGCAAAGACUACUUCUGCUUAUGGAGGAUCCUGGGGACAGGAUUCUGAACCUGCAGCUCCCACAAGUCCAGGAGUAAGCAGGCGGUAUAGUAGAUAUACUUCUCCUGAACCUACAGCUCCUGUAAGUUCAGAGAGAAGGUUUAGUAGGGAAGAUAGUUCUGACAGCACUAGCUACUCAGGCAGAUAUAAGAGAAGAGAUGAUAGUGACAGUUUUGUCAGCAGAUAUCUAGCAAAAUCUCGCUCUACAGCUGUCGGCCUUGGAUCCUCAGAUUCUCCGAGGGAUCAAACUCCAGAAGAUUCUGUCUCAGCUACACGUAAGAUAUCUGGUGAGUUGCAGUAUCCCAGUGGUAGAUCCAGAUAUGCUGCACUCAAGGAGAGAAAAGCCAGGUUGGCCAAGAGUAAAAGUUCUGCUGCUAUAGGUCUUGGUGGAGAGGAUGAAGAUGAUGGAGAUGAAGUUUUAACUCCAUUCACAUCAAGGUUUGGCGGAGAACUGGCAAGAUCCAGAUCUUCUCACUUAUUGAAGGAUCAAAACUCUCCUAGUGGAAGUAGAACUGCAGAUGCCAGCGCUGAUGAUGAGAAUCUCAGCUCUUGGGCUAAAUAUUUAAAGAACAAGUAUGGAGGAAGAGCAGCAUCGAACACUGCUGCUCCAAGUGCAUCAAGAGACUCAGGAUCAAGAGUCGGGCUAUCAUCCAGAUAUGAGACUGAUCAGUCAAAAAACUUGAUAGGCUCCCCCGCUCCUACACCUCAACAACCCUCAGCUCAGGGCUCCGGAGGUAUAGGUAGUAUGCCGAAAAGUCAGUACCUGCAAAAGCAGGCCUUGGUACUGAAAUUCGGCGCUCGGGGGAGCCAGCCCGGAUUCUUUACAUGGCCUAGAGGUAUUGCAGUGGGAGCAGAUAAUACCAUCAUAGUUGCGGACUCUUCCAAUCAUAGAGUCCAAAUAUUCGACGAGAACGGACAGAACAGGUUCUGGUUGGGUGGAUACGGAAACGCGGAGGGAGAAUUUGAUUGUUUAGCUGGAGUAGCAGUGAACAGGAUCGGACAGUAUAUUAUUGCUGACCGGUACAAUCAUAGGAUACAGAUAUUUGAUCCUAGUGGGCAGUUUAUCAGAACCUUCGGGAGCCAGGGAGCAGGGAACGGUCAGUUCAACUAUCCUUGGGGUAUAUGCACAGAUGCACUUGGCUUUAUUUAUGUCUGCGACAAGGAAAAUCACAGGGUUCAGGUGUUCCAGAGCGAUGGAACGUUUGUUGCCAAGUUUGGAACGAUGGGGAACAAGCCUGGACAGUUGGAACACCCUCACUAUAUUGCUGUAUCUAACACUAACAGAGUGAUUGUAUCAGACUCGAACAAUCACCGACUCCAGAUAUUCGAUGUUAACGGGAAGGUUCUCACAACAUUCGGAUCUGAAGGAACAGAUGAAGGACAGUUUAAAUUUCCAAGAGGUGUAGCUGUCGAUGAGCAAGGAUAUAUAUUUGUGGCGGACUCAGGGAACAACAGGAUACAGAUCUUUAAUCCAGACGGAACCUUCCUUAGAGCCUUCGGACGCUGGGGUCAAAGUGAUGGAGAGUUCAAGGGGUUGGAGGGGAUAGCGGUCAACCAGCAGGGGAAUAUACUAGUAGCAGACAGAGAGAACCAUAGGAUACAGAUAUUCUAGAUACAGAGAACCAUUAAUACAGAUAUUCUGAUACAGAGAACCAUUGGAUACAGAUAUUCUAGAUACAGAGAACCAUUGGAUACAGAUAUUCUAGAUACAGAUAACCAUUGGAUACAGAUAUUUUCGAUACAGAUAACCAUUAGAUACAGAUAUUCUAGAUACAGAACACCAUAGGAAAAUUGUAGAGAAUUUUUAUACAGAAAAUGAAGCACAGAGAACCAAAUGAUACAGAUAUACAGAUAUUUGACAAAUCCCAUAUUUAUUCUAAUCCUUAGAUAACCAUUUCUUAAUAAAUGUUUUCUAUAAAUUUC